This is a messenger RNA of Cuscuta epithymum, 1641 nucleotides long. The record is from the annotation of a GenBank genome assembly. NCBI's taxonomy places the organism in Eukaryota, Viridiplantae, Streptophyta, Magnoliopsida, Solanales, Convolvulaceae.
GGGUAUAUAUACAAACUUCUACGAAAUGGCUUCAAUUCUUCCCCUCACAGAAAUACAUAUCUAUUGCUUUUCUUCUUUUGCUCUCUUGGAGACAUAUAUUACUCAUAUAUAUAUUCAUCUAUCAAUAAACUAGAGAUAAUUAAGAAGAAAAGCCCAUUAUAAAAUUGCAGCUAGGAUUGAAGGAUGAGUUCAAGAGUUCUUUGCAUUGCCAUGUUGCAUCUCUUCUGUUUGUUCCUUCUCUCAGGUGCAUGUAAGGAGAGAAUCGAUCCAUUCCAUCCAUAUAUAUGAAGAUCUGAUGUAGCUGUUUGUUUCUUCCUUGCUUCAGGAACAAGCAUUGCAGAGAGACAUCAUGGCUCAAAAGCAAUCAGGAAAAGCAAAAAACAACAACUCAUUGAUUCUCCUCAAGAGUUGUUUUCACAUACUAUGACGAUGUACGAUGAGGUGAAAGCUGAUGCUGAUGUUCCCGUCAUCAAUCCAGUUCCCACUACUCCUUCCACAACUCCCACUCUUCCUCCUCCCGCUCCCCCGGGUUCUACCAUAACUCCCAUUCCUCCUUCCACUCUUAUUCCCCCCACACUUCCAAACCCUGCUACACCCACUCUGACCCCAACCGCCCCAGAUCCCACUCUUCCAACCCCCCCUGCGCCCACUCUUACUCCCACACUUCCAAACCCGAACCCGAACCCAACUCCAUCAGCAGCAUCGAGCGGACAAUGGUGUGUUGCCAUACCAGGUGUUCCAACUACUGCUUUACAGGUGGCUCUGGACUACGCUUGCGGCAUCGGGGGGGCAGACUGUUCAGCUAUUCAGACAAGCGGAAGUUGUUACCUGCCAAACACACUUCUAGCUCACGCCUCUUAUGCAUUCAAUAACUACUACCAAAAAAACCCAGUUCCUACCAGUUGUGACUUCGGAGGAACGGCCAGCUUGACAAAAACAGAUCCAAGUACCGGCACCUGCAGCUAUUCAUCAUCAACUGCUUCACCCACACCUCCUCUUACACAGUCACCUCCCACCUCCAUGCUGCCGCCUACAACCCCCACACUGACUCCAACCCCCAUUCCGUUAAGCCCGCCUACACCAACACCAGCUAUCACCCUACCACCGCCAGGUCAAACAGGAGUAGAUACCCCAGAACCAUUAGAUUAUGGGGCGCCGACAGAUUCACCUAACUCAGCAUACACCUUCUCACCAAACCUAGUGCUACUUCUCAUGCUUUCUACCCUCAUGUUGCAUCAUAUGUAAAUCGAAAGUCAGAAUAAAUGAAGAGAGGGCACUGAAGUUGCAACAAGAGUCUGGUUUCUUUUUUUAUUGCCUCCACACAUAACAUUACAAACUCUUCAGAGGCACAGACAGAACCAUCAUGAUGCUCGAAAGCUUACGACCAAGGGGCAGUUUCUAUAUCUUUCACCUCUGUAUGACUUUUAGCUCCGGUAGGAAGCCAAGAGAUAAGUGAAGAAAGUCAUCUUGAUGUAUGUAUGUAUGUAGUCAGCAUUUUAUAGCUAUAAGUUCCCACUUAAAUCCAUACUUCAUUAUUAUAGACUGAAAAUUUCAGCUUAAUUUAGGUAGUUAAAGACGUGCAUUUUCUGCCUCCUAAGACAUAUAAUAAUCUAUAACGCCAUAAACAACCCUAUUCCUGGG